AUGGAAAAGCAAGGCAACAUGGAAUUAUCUUUAGAUACUGAAACUCCCGAAAAGAGAGUUUUAUCAUGGUUGUCACAAACGGACAUGCCCGCCUCUAUUCGAAAUAACUGCGAGAUCAGUGCUACUUUGAAUGGAACGAACAAAAAUAACUGUGCUAAAAUAAAAAAUGUCUCAAAAUCAGUUCGCUCUUGUGUUCGGCAAUUACCCAAGCGUUAUCAGAAAGGUGGGCUUAGUAGGUACUUUUCGAUUAAUUACGAAAAUAAUGAUGAGAGUGCUUCCUCGGAUUCGGAGAGAGAAUUACAAGAACAUUCGAGGGGCAACAGACUUUAUUGCGAUGCAGAACGUAACUUAAUAAUCCGCUACAUUGUGGAAAAGAAAUUGUUUCCUUUCCUGAAAGGAAAUACGAUCUGGAAACAGAUGGAAAAGGAAAGAAUUUGUUGUAGGUCCUGGCAAAGUAUGAAAACACAGUUUCAUAAAUAUAUUUAUCCACAUUUAGACGAUUUUGAUAUCUCAGACACUGAUAGAUGCUACUUCGCACUGAGCAUGACACGUAGUCCUUUUAAGAAAUCUGUAGGUUUUCUAUCACCAGGUCAACGAGGUUGGAGGAAGAACGGUAAAUUUUACACUUUCAUUGAAGAUGCAAUCAUUCUUUAUUAUAUUCUUGAAAAAGAAAGAUAUGGAUUUGCCAAUGGAAAUACAUUAUGGCAAAGAAUGGAGUCGAAGCAUGUUGUUCCUGGCCGAUCAUGGCACUCAAUGAAGUCUCGGUACAAGAAUUUUCUUUCGAAGUAUAUUGAGCGAGUAAGCUAUCCCAUGAAGAAUGGUAACACGUCACAAAAGAAAAAACUUGGUGCAGUUGAGAAAACGAAGUUAUUACAGGAUUUCAUGGUUGACCAUUUAAAUGAUGUAGCUGCUACUAUAGGAUGUAUAACCAAUUCAAAUGAGAGUUUGGAGGAACUAAGAUGUCUUGGUAUAAAUUCUUCAUUUUCUAUACCGCUUCCAGAAAACUAUACAGAUUUCACUGAAAGAGAAGUUAUUAAAAAGUGUGUUUGGGAUAUAGCACAGCAACUGGAUGGAAAGUUUAAAGUGUUAAUCGAAUAUUCUAAUAAAACUGCAAUGAAAUGUAAGGAAAUAAUUAAUGUAUUUUCACCAAAAUACUCUGAAUCUUUUAAAUGUGGGGAACAAUCUCUCUGCUCUCCUGAAUGCAACUCUGAUUUGUCUGAAAGUGUUCAACGAGGAUUGAAGAUUUCCUCACCCACACAUUAUGCGAGAAAACUUUUUCAAAAUCCAGAAAAAAGUAGCAAUAAACCGUGCACUAUAGUUAAUCCUGAAAGUGAUACCCUUGAUAGAAUUAAUUUUUCAGAGAAUGUUGUUUUUGAAAGAAUUAUCUAUUUGACUGAAAAAGUAGGAGCUGGUGUAAAAGAUUGUCCUUAUAAUGCAGGUGAAAAUGUUCGUGAUUUCCUUUUACAUAAUUCUUCAGUUUCUAAAGGUGAUGUACAUUUCUCAAAUACUCUGACGAAAACAUGUACCAUUUCACAAAAUACAGGAAAUGUUGAUGAAAAAACAACUGAAAUUUUGAACUGUUCAGAGAUAGGGGAUGAAAAUCCAUUAGGAAAUAUUUUGCAGGAUGAUUAUACAACUUCUGAUACAAUCCAUUGUGACAGUAGAUAUUCAAAUGGAGAAAAAGAAAUGCAACAAAACAACCAAAAUUCAUCAUCUACAUAUAAUAUACACAUGCCAGAAAGCUUUUCAACUGUGAAUUCUUUAUGUACUACUGUACAAAAUGAUGAAUUUAUUAAACUGCCGAAGUUAACUCUUGCUUCUGUUGAACAUGCCUUUAGUAAUUUUAAAAAUGAAGAUACCAAAGAAGUAAAUAAAUCAUGUAAUACUUUCAAUGCAUGUUCUAAUGUUUGUGACAUGUCAAGUGUAAAAUUAAGACCCUCAAAUGCAACUACUCAAGAAAAAAUUCUUUCUCCAGAAAUUCAGAGGAAAUCUAAUAAUAACAAACAAAAUAAUUUAUAUAGAAAUUCAUUGAUUCUUGAAGCCAUCCAGAAGGCUGAAUGUUCAGAUGCUAUGAAAAAACUGUGUUUAAGUGAAAUGCACCCCAAUUCAGUGUCAUUGAACAUUCCAGAAAAUACAUUUACAAAAAAGCCAUUGGAUAUGAAUGUGGAAUCAGAUUGUGCAUUAAAAAAUACCAUAUAUUACAUUUCUGAAGAAAGUAAUACAUUAGAUUCCAGUAGGAAAUCCAAAUCUGACUCUGGUAAACGUGUUAGAAUUUCUAAUGAGUUUGAUAAUGAUAAAUUAUCUACUUGUUUUUCAGCACAUGUUUAUGUGGAUCAGAAUUCAAAGGAUCUUAUGGUUGAUGACAGUUGUAAGUUAGAGACUUCAUCGAAUCUAAAUUCAUGCCACGUUUUUACCAGGCAACCUCUGUCAAAUAAUAAUCAUACCCAGAUGCAUGACAAAUUGGAGUUACAUGUAGAACGAAGAUUACAUUUGACAGGAGAGGCAGAUUUUGAACCAGACUUACGACUUCAUUUAUCAGAAGAUGACUCAGAAGAAGAACCGGAAUUGCAUUUACACAUAUCAGAAGAUGAGUCUGAAGGGGAACGUGAAUUAAAAUCACACUUGACAGAAAAUGAAACAGGAAAAAUUCAAUAA
This is a messenger RNA of Gryllus bimaculatus (two-spotted cricket), 2655 nucleotides long. NCBI's taxonomy places the organism in Eukaryota, Metazoa, Arthropoda, Insecta, Orthoptera, Gryllidae. The record is from the annotation of a GenBank genome assembly.